CUUUCGUUCAGUGUCGGGGUGAGUGAAAACCGAAACUCGAAGUACAGACGUACGAUGGAGGACGUUCACACAUACGUCGCAAACUUCUGUGAGAGACUUGAUUGGGGAUAUUUUGGAGUUUUUGACGGACACGCAGGCAAGCAAACUGCGAGAUGGGCUGGCACCAAUUUACACAACCUACUAUACGAGAGCAUCAUGAACGACAAGUUCACAGACUUGCGGGAAAACUUGAACUCCAGUUUCCUUGAGGCGGACAAGGAGAUUGCGAAGAUGAAGGGCGUUGGAUCGAGUGGCUCGACAGCCGCUGUUGCGGUUCUGAGGUGGGAGGAGGAGGACGCUCCGUUCGAUUUCAUUCCCACCAAGAAACACAAGAGGAUUCUCUACACUGCGAACGUAGGAGACACGCGGAUCGUCAUCAGUAGGAGGGGCAGGGCGAAGCGCUUGUGCUACGAGCACAAGGGCAGCGACAAGAGCGAGAUCAAGCGCAUAUACAAGAACGGCGGGCUCGUGCUCGGCGGGCGGGUGAACGGGGUGUUGGCGGUGAGCCGAUCGCUCGGCGACAUCUACCUCAAGGAGUAUGUACUCGGCGCCCCCUACACAACGAUGACUGAGGUGAACGACGGCGACGAGUUCCUGAUCAUCGCCUGCGACGGGUUGUGGGACGUGUGCGACGACCAGGAGGCCGUCGACUUGAUCAAGAACGUCACGGACGCCAAAGCAGCCAGCGAGACUUUGUGCGACUACGCCAUCCGCAACGGCACCUGUGACAACGUCACGGUGAUGGUAGUGAUGCUU
Messenger RNA from Pichia membranifaciens NRRL Y-2026, 795 nucleotides. RefSeq lists its product as hypothetical. Gene Ontology annotation, molecular function: cation binding; protein serine/threonine phosphatase activity. The annotation marks the transcript as partial. Gene Ontology annotation, biological process: protein dephosphorylation. The record is from RefSeq and is a predicted model, not a curated record. NCBI's taxonomy places the organism in Eukaryota, Fungi, Ascomycota, Pichiomycetes, Pichiales, Pichiaceae. The transcript has 2 exons.